This is a messenger RNA of Aspergillus glaucus CBS 516.65, 605 nucleotides long. Its product is annotated as ankyrin repeat domain-containing protein. The record is from RefSeq and is a predicted model, not a curated record. Gene Ontology annotation, cellular component: cytoplasm; nucleus. The transcript is spliced from 3 exons. Gene Ontology annotation, biological process: regulation of barbed-end actin filament capping. Gene Ontology annotation, molecular function: protein binding. The annotation marks the transcript as partial. Lineage: Eukaryota; Fungi; Ascomycota; Eurotiomycetes; Eurotiales; Aspergillaceae.
CUGCUUUGCUAGAAAUGGGAUCAGAUCCAAAUACAGAGGACAAUGAAAGGGCGCCUUUGGCAUGAGCCCAAUGUCAGUGGCGGCAGCAAAUGGUCACGAAGGAACGGUCAAGCUCCUAUUUGAGACGGGAGUGAAUCCAGAUGCUAGAGAUAGCUCCGGAUUUUGCGCAUUACUAGAUACGGCAGCGUAUCACCAUACAAGGAUGGUGAAGCUAUUGCUGGACUGGAAUUCGGAUCCGAAUACCAUGGACUACAAAUGCCGAACGCCACUUUACUGGGCAGUAUGGAACGAGAACGAGGAGAUGAUGGAACUAUUGCUUCAAAAGGCGCUGUCGCUUCCGAAUUGGAAUCUGGCAAGGGAUUACUAUCAGAUGCUGCGGAGAGAGGCUUCGCAGGAGGUGUCAGAUUGUUGCUGGAGGGAGGGUCAAAAUGGUCGAAGCCCACUUUCAUGGGCUGGCACGGGAGAGGCAGGAGUUGAGCCUGACUCCAAAAGCAACUGUGGUCGAAUUCCACUCUCAUUCGCAGUAGCCUUAUCAUCUGACUGCGAACAAAUUGUUCAGCUCUUACUGCAAAGUGGAAAAGUUGACCCUGAUUCUAAGGAUGAUU